UAGAAGGACGGAUAUCAUAGAUGGUUGGAUAGUGUAGUAGAUAAAUGGAUAGUGUAUAUUGAUGAAUGGUGUAGAUGGUUGGACAGUGUAGAUUGAUGGAUAAUGUACAUAGUUGGAAAGUGUAGAUACUUGGAUAGUGUAGAAGGACAGAUAGUGUAGAUGGCUGGAUUUUUUACAUGGAUGGAUAGUGUAGAUGAUUGGAUAAUGUAGACAGUUGGAUAGUGUAGAUGGAUUGAUAGUGUAGAUGAAUAUAUAUAAUUGAUGGAUGGAUAAUAUAGAUGGAUGGAUAGUGUAGGUGCAUGGAUAGUGUAUAUUGAUGGAUGGUGUAAAUGGUUGGACAUUGUAGAUUGAUGGAUGGUGUAGAUGGUUGGACAUUGUAGAUUGAAAGAUAGUGUAGAUAGAUGGCUAGUGUAAAUAGUUGGAUAGUAUAGAAGAAUGGAUAUCAUAGAAGGAUGUAUAGUGUAAAUGGUUGGAUAGUUUAGAUGGAUGGAUAGUGUGGAUGGUUGGGUACUGUUAGAUGGUUGGAUAGUGUAGAUGGACAGAUAGUGUAGAUAGUUAGAAAGUUUAGAUGGUUGGAUAGUGUACAUGGACAGUAUGGAUAGAUAGUUUAGAUGGUCGGUUAGUGUAGAUGGAUGGAAAGUAUAUAUUGAUGUAUUAUGUAGAUGGUUGGACAGUUUAUAUUGAUGGACAGUGUAGAUGGCUGGAUAGUAUACAUGGAUGGAUAGCAUAGACAGUUGAAUAGUGUAGGGUGGAUAGUGUAGAUGGUCGGAUAUUGUAUAUGGUUGGAUAGUUUAGAUGGUUAGUGUAGAUGGUUGGACAGUUUAUAUGGCUGGAUAGUAUAGAUGGCUGGAUAGUAUAGUUGGAUGGAUAGCGUAGAUGGACGGAUAGCGUAGAUGGACGGAUAGCGUAGGUGGACGGAUAGCGUAGAUGGUUGGAUAGUGUACAUGGUUGGAUUGUGUAGAUGAUUGGAUUGUGUAGAUGGAUGGUUAGUGUAGAUGGUUGGAUAGUGUAGAUGGUUGGAUAGUGUAGGUGAUUGGUUGGAUAGUGUAGAUGGAUGGAUAGUGUAGUUGGUUGGAUAGUGUAGGUGGUUGGAUAGUAUGGAUGGAUGGUGUAGAUGGUUGGGUUGUGUAGAUGGUUGGAUGGUGUAGAUGGUUGGAUGGUGUAGAUGGUUGGAUGGUGUAGAUGGUUGGAUAGUGUAGAUAGAUGGUUAGUAUAGAUGGUUAGAUAGUAUAGAUGGUUAGAUAGUGUAGAUGGAUGGAUGGUGUAGAUGGUUGGAUGGUUUGUAGAUGGAUGGCUAGUGUAGAUGGAUGAAUAGUUUACUGUCUGAAGGGAUCUGUUAAUAUUGAUGAGUGCAGUGAUGGAUGAGUUGAUUUUUUUUCUCGUUUCUUCUAGGGUGAACAAUGAGUUUUGCAGAUGACAAGUUUGAGAAGUAUCUGCAAAAUAAUCUGAGGCGUCUAGAAAACAUAGCACUUGAUGAGCUGUUACCACAUCUGACCCCCUGCCUCUCCCUGGCUACUGUGGAGAAGCUGAAAGCCUGUUUCAGAAAUGAGGGCAUCAGGAAAUCGGUGAUGACCUUCUAUCUAGAUCUGAUCAGAGGUGACGACUGGCCGAAACAUUUUAUCAAUGCUCUCAAAGCGUGCAAGCAUGAAAAGCUGGCGAAAGAGUUCGAGGAGGUCUAUGCUUCGUAUCAGCUGCCAACUAACCAGUCUGGUCCUCUAUCACUCCCUGCAUCACUGAGUCAACACAACCAUCAACCAACUCAGGAAAGUCCACAGCGUAGCUCCAGCCUCCCAGGACAGAUGCCGUCAACAUCCCUUGACGCACAGCCAGGUCCUUUACCAGAACCUUCCCAAAGGUUCAACCCGAUCCAACCUGAGCAGCAGAUGACGCAAAGAUCACCAUCCCAACAUAACCAUGAGUUCAGAAGCCUUCCUCCAUUCCCACAAGACCCUCCUGUUCCGCCCAGAAACCCACUUUCCCACAAAGUUUCAGAACCAGUACACUCCGACGGUAGAACAGUAGAUGAUACGUCCGGAAAUCCAGUCCCGGAAACAACUCCGUACCAGGCUACACUCCCUGUGGGUGAAUUUGAGGCUUUACAGAAGGAUGAGUCUUCCAUCUCAGAAAAUCCACAUAUUGGGCCGGAUCUUUUACCUAGUCAUAAGCUGUCACCAAACUUAAAAGAGCCACUACCAGGGGUGUCCAUCAAACCGUCCUCUCAGGAUGUAUCUCCCAUAAAGAUUUCAGAGGCUCAAACAAACCUGUCUUAUAGUCCUUCUUCAAGCAGUGAUGGAGGGGGUGACAUCGGCAGAGGUCCACCUGUGCACAAUGAGACACAGAAGCUUCCAGAGCAAUUUCCUGCCUAUAUUACUGUUAAGUCUAUACAGGAGGAACAUGGGGAAAGUGAGAACAAAGAGCAGUCUGACACCCACGAGGCAUCGAACCUUCAGGAACACCCUGCGUCGUCAUCUUCACGCGUUCACUCGGUGAGGGAGAAGGUUGUACAGGGCAAUGGACGUCCAGCAUUGCAGGCAGUGGACAAUGUUCCAGACGGACAUCCAGCAAGCUACCGUCCUGUAAACGGAGAAACUGUCCAAGGGGAACAGAGCAGGACAUGGCAAGCAGAUCAAUGGGCUUCUUCAGGUUCAUCUUGCAGACCGCUGGACAGCAAUAAUGAAGAGGAGUAUUUAAGCAAACCAGGAGCUCUGGUGUCUACUGAUGACCUUCCACCUACAACCGCGAUAUCUGCAAACCCUAGUGUAAUGUCCUAUCAUGACUUACAAAUAAGUAACGAUACAGAGAUGAACGAAUCAAGUAACGCUACUGGUCGGUCUUCUUCUCCAUCCAUCACGCAGAAGAUAGUCCCACUUGCGAGCACUCCAAACAACAUGUCGCUAAAACACAGUGCUGAGGAGAAUGACUUCAUGUUUGACUCGAGGUCUAGUCCAGGACGUAACAGAUCUGAUCAUUUCUCAUCAAAGCAGCCAGAGGAGAAUAGCUUUGGAAGUAGUGAUGUCCGCCGCUAUAGCCUUCAUUUUAACGAAAGGCCAGAAGAAAACCUCAUGGGAAGUAAUGAUGACGUUUUGAGGAAUAGACCAAGGAAGAGUCCAAAUACCAGUGAGCCAAAUGAUCAGAAUACGCAGAAAAAAACUAGCAAAACGUCAGAAGGAAGGGAUCGUGAAAGAACCGUCUUAGUUACAAUCACUGCUGCUUCAAUUUGCCUUUCUUUAUACCUCUUAUGGAAAAUUCAACAAAAGUAGAUGCUUCAGAUUUAAAGGGCCACUAAAGUACAAAGAAGCUGCUAACCGCACUCACACAAACACUAUAUGACCAGAAGGGUUGGGACACCACUCAGUUGUUGAAUUCAGGUGUUUCAUUCAGUCCCAUUGCCACAGGUGUAUAAAAUCCAGCCCCUAGCCAAGCACUCGUCUUUACAAACAUUUAUGAAAGAAGGUCUCAUUCUGAAGAGCUCACCGAAUCCCAGCGUGGUCCUGUAAUAGGAUGCCACCACUGCAACAAGUCAGUUCCUGAAAUUUCCUCUCUCCUAGGUAGGCAUUGUUGGGUAUGUUUGGGGUGGGAGAACUUGACUGGCUGCACAGAGCCCUGACCUCAACCCCAUCCAACAUCGUUGGAAUGAACAAGAAUGAAGAUGGUGAUCUAGGCCCAAUCAUAUAAAAUCAGUGUCUGACCUCAUAAAUGUUCUUCUUGAUGUAUGGGCAAAUAUUUCCAAAGACACACUCCGAAAUCUUGUAGAAAGACCAGAAGAGUGGAAGCUGGUCUAAGAUUUACAAGGGGAUGUCAUAAAACCUCGGGUAGGUGUCCAAACAUUUUUGUCCAUAUAGUGUAUGUAGGUUAAAGGGGUUCUGCAGUUAUUUUCAACUGAUGACCUAUCCUCUGGAUAGAUCAUCAGCACCUGAUUGG
Molecule: messenger RNA, 3921 nt
Organism: Bufo bufo (common toad)
Lineage: Eukaryota; Metazoa; Chordata; Amphibia; Anura; Bufonidae
Gene: MAVS
Product: mitochondrial antiviral signaling protein
Exons: 11
Coding region: 1401-3260 (619 amino acids)
Source: RefSeq, a predicted model, not a curated record